AUGGGAAUUUAAACGACACAGCAGGUCUUGUGUAAGCGUUGUGAGGGUUCAGUUUAGUUCUCUUUUUACCGAUAUGGAUGAUAUUAAUGAAAACCCCACAUCAAUGUACUUUUAUCAAAAUAGACUUUCAACAUUCUCCGGAUGGCCUUUUGAGGAGAACUGCGACUGUACCCCUGAGAAUAUGGCUAAAGCUGGAUUCAUUCACACACCCUCUGCAAACAGCCCUGACAUAGCACAGUGCUUCUUUUGUCUAAAAGAGCUGGAGGGAUGGGAACCUGAAGAUGAUCCAGUAAAGGAGCACAAGGCACAUUCACCCAACUGUAACUUUAUCACAAUGAAGAAGUCAGUGGAGUGUCUGACUGUGGAGGAGUUUCUUCGACUCCAGAAAGAGAGACAGAAGUUUAUAAUUAAAAAGAUGUGCAACCAAGCUAUUGACAAAUUUGAAGAAGCUGUAAAGCUGAAAAGAGGACAGAUCAUCCAGACUGCCAUGGAGGAAGAAUAAAGAUGGACAAGCUGUUUGUUCCAGACAUUUGUUUGUUGCCUUUUAUCCUGUAAAGACUGUACUUGGUUGGAAUGACAGUGUGCAGGUGUAUAUAGUCUUCUAUCCAGGAAUUUUAAAUAUGAUUAUGUUUAUCUUUCAGUUCUAAUGUAACAUUGUUUAAUCUGCUGUAAAUAAAUUGUAAAUUGUAAA
Molecule: messenger RNA, 691 nt
Organism: Trichomycterus rosablanca
Lineage: Eukaryota; Metazoa; Chordata; Actinopteri; Siluriformes; Trichomycteridae
Gene: birc5a
Product: baculoviral IAP repeat containing 5a
Exons: 4
Coding region: 74-502 (142 amino acids)
Source: RefSeq, a predicted model, not a curated record